This is a messenger RNA of Gossypium arboreum, 1080 nucleotides long. Its product is annotated as pectinesterase QRT1. The transcript is spliced from 5 exons. Bases 1 to 1080 code for a protein of 359 amino acids. Gene Ontology annotation, molecular function: pectinesterase activity. Gene Ontology annotation, biological process: cell wall modification. The record is from RefSeq and is a predicted model, not a curated record. NCBI's taxonomy places the organism in Eukaryota, Viridiplantae, Streptophyta, Magnoliopsida, Malvales, Malvaceae.
AUGGAAUACAACUGCUCCUUGGUUACGGUUGUGGUUGUUUUUCUAUGCGGUUUUCGAGUCUGUUUUUCACUGACUAGUGAAGUGCAUGUGAAGAAUUUCAUCAGUUGGGAUGACAUAAAAGUGGAUGAACAUCAAACAAGGUUGAGUGACUCAAGAGUUAAUCAUAAUCGAAGCCGAGUUAUUGUAGUGAAUAAGAAUGGUGGAGCAGAUUCUCUCACUGUUCAAGGAGCAAUAGAUAUGAUUCCUGAAAAUAAUACUCGAAGAGUUAAGAUUUAUAUUCUUCCAGGAAUUUACAGGGAGAAAGUAACAGUGCCAAAAUGCAAGCCAUAUAUAUCCUUUGUUGGGAAUGCAGGUCAAAUGUCCAACACCAUAAUUUCUUGGAAUGACAAAGCAUCUGAUAAAGAUAGCAAUGGAAUUAACCUGGGAACAUAUAGAUCAGCAUCUGUCACCAUUGAAUCCGAUUACUUUUGUGCAACUGAUAUCACAUUUGAGAAUACAGUAGUUCAAACUCCUGGAGAACCUGGGAUGCAAGCUGUGGCCCUUAGGAUUUCAGGUGACAAGGCAAUGUUCUACAAGGUCAAGGUUGUUGGGACUCAGGACACACUCUUGGAUGAAAUUGGAUCACAUUACUUCUACCAGUGCCACAUUCAAGGCAGUGUUGACUUCAUCUUCGGUAAAUCCAGAUCACUCUAUCAGGAUUGCGUGAUUGAGUCCACUGCUGUAAGGUCUGGUGCAAUUGCAGCUCACCGCAGGGAUUCACCAGAUGAUGAUACAGGGUUUUCAUUUGUAAAUUGCAAAAUCAAUGGAACUGGUAGAAUUUACUUGGGAAGAGCUUGGGGAAACUAUUCAAGAGCCAUCUAUUCCAACUGUUACUUUGACAAUAUCAUAAAUCCUGCUGGAUGGACCGACUGGAAUGACCCCUUGAGGCAAAAGACCGUAGUAUUUGGGGAAUUCCAGUGCCGCGGAACAGGAGCAAAUACAACCGGCCGGGUGCCAUGGUCGAAGAAAUUAAGCUUUGAGGAAGCAAAACCAUUUCUGGACAUGAAAUUUAUAGAUGGACCACAGUGGCUGAGACUAUAA